Messenger RNA from Onychomys torridus (southern grasshopper mouse), 2004 nucleotides. It is a transcript of the gene Katnbl1, whose product is annotated as katanin regulatory subunit B1 like 1. NCBI's taxonomy places the organism in Eukaryota, Metazoa, Chordata, Mammalia, Rodentia, Cricetidae. The transcript is spliced from 10 exons. Bases 171 to 1085 code for a protein of 304 amino acids. The record is from RefSeq and is a predicted model, not a curated record. Gene Ontology annotation, molecular function: microtubule binding. Gene Ontology annotation, cellular component: nucleolus.
CGCCCACGGGGUAGCUAUCCCGGCGGGCCGCGCGCGGCGGCGUUUGAAUGGCUGUGAGUGGGGCCCGGCUGGGGAUCCCGGGGACGCUCGGAGCCGUCCGGCGCGGUUCGUCAGCACAGGGGCUGGGCCGAGGCGCUGCGGUACCAUGAGGCGCCGGCACUUAAGAGAUUAUGGCAUCUGACACCCACCAUGUUAAAAAACGAAACUUCUCUAAUAGUAUUGAGGAUCAUCCCAUUGAUCUUCCUAGAAAGAGGAUCUCUAAUUUCACUAGUAAGAACAUGAAGGAGGUUAAGAAAUCUCCAAAACAGUUGGCUGCUUACAUAAGUAGAACAGUUGGACAAGCUGUGAAAAGCCCAGAUAAACUGCGCAAGGUGCUCUAUCACAAAAAGUUUGUUCGUCGUUCCUUUCCAAAUCCUUGUUACAGAACUAAGCAGUCCCCUAAAGGCGGGGGCUGUGACAUGGCAAAUAAAGAAAAUGAACUGGCUUGUGCAGGCCAUCUGCCUGAAAACUUGCGCCAUGAUAGUCGAACAUUUGUAGUUAAUGCCGUGGAUUCUGGGUCUUCACAGACAGAAAGCCCAUCGUCAAAAUAUAGUGGUUUCUUUUCUGAGGUUUCUCAGGACCACGAGACAAUGGCCCAAGUUUUGUUCAGCAGGAAUUUGAGAUUGAAUGUAGCUUUGACUUUCUGGAGAAAGAGAAGUAUAAGUGAACUUGUAGCUUAUUUAGUGAGGAUAGAAGACCUUGGAGUUGUGGUAGAUUGCCUUCCUGUUCUAACCAAUAGUUUGCAGGAAGAAAAGCAAUAUAUCUCACUUGGCUGCUGUGUAGACUUACUGCCUCUAGUAAAAUCUCUACUUCAAAGCAAAUUUGAAGAAUAUGUAAUAGUUGGCUUAAACUGGCUUCAAGCAGUAAUAAAAAGGUGGUGGUCAGAACUCUCAUCUAAAUCAGAAAUUACAAGUGAUGGAAAUAUUAAAAUUUUAAAGCAGCAGUUAAAUGGAUUAUGGGAACAGGAAAACCACCUUACUUUGGUUCCAGGAUAUACUGGUAAUAUAGCUAAGGACGUAGAUGCUUAUUUAUUACAGUUGCAUUGAGAGAUUUCAUCUUCUAAAGAGUAUUUGGCUAUUCAAACAGUGCUGGAUUAUAUGAUUUCCAGAAGUAGGUCUCUCCUGAGAACUGUGAACUGUGGAAGAAAUAAAACCAAUCUUUUCUUUUAAAAAGCCACAUAAUAAACCACUAAUGAAAUCCUAACAAUCUACUUCACAUUGAAGUGGAAAUAUCCGGAAGGAGCAGCUUCAACUUCAGUGAGGUGAAAGUGCACUCUGAAGACGUUUGCCUUUGCUACACACAGAUCUCCAUGGCCGUUUGGUAGCAUUGCUUAAGAACUGCUGGGUUUUAACUCAGUCCUGCGUAAGAAUAUCACUUAUAGUAUGCAAAAGCAAGACAGGACUUCUAACCAGGAACUAUAAAGACCAAUCACUAAUUUUAUUGUGUUUUAUGAAGAAACACUUAAAUGUGUGCAGCUAUUUUCUUCUGUUGAAAAGACUUCGAAAGUUUAAAACAUCAUAGUAAGUAAUAUUAAAUUUUUUUGUCCACGCUGAUACUGUGUGCAAAUGCCUUAAUUAUUGAUAAGCCAAUGUGUUAUAAUACCAAUAUCUCUUUUUAAAAAUUAAAAGCAACCAUGCUUCUGGCAUGAUAAAAUCAUGGAAUUAAAUCAGGGGUUUACAUUCAUGUAGAAUGUUGUUGUUGAAAUAUAUUCUACACCAUUUUUUAAACUUGAGAAAUUUUUAGCAUCUCUGAUUUUUUUUUUGCCAGAAUCUUCAUGUUAUGUUUGUAUGUAUGUGUUAUCCUUAUAUAAAGAAAAAGGUGAAUAUGUAUUUGUAUGAAUGUUUAACUGAAAAUGUUCUUGGAGUUGGCUAAUUUAUAUUCACUUUUUAUUGUAUAUGGAUUUCUAAUAUUUUUCAUUUCUGUAACAUUUAAACUUCAUUUGAGUAAAUUUACUAAAUAUUUCUA